Messenger RNA from Ascoidea rubescens DSM 1968, 492 nucleotides. RefSeq names its product STE domain-containing protein. The annotation marks the transcript as partial. Gene Ontology annotation, cellular component: Ste12p-Dig1p-Dig2p complex; nucleus; Tec1p-Ste12p-Dig1p complex. The transcript has a single exon. The record is from RefSeq and is a predicted model, not a curated record. Lineage: Eukaryota; Fungi; Ascomycota; Saccharomycetes; Ascoideales; Ascoideaceae. Gene Ontology annotation, biological process: sexual reproduction; regulation of DNA-templated transcription; regulation of pseudohyphal growth. Gene Ontology annotation, molecular function: DNA-binding transcription factor activity.
GCCAGCUCAACAACAACAACUGCUACAACCACCUUGAAAAGUUCAAUAAAGUCUGAUCCACUUGAAAAUAGAAUCAGGUUGGCUGAUGAUCUAAAAUUCUUUCUAAUAACUGCCCCAGCAAACUGGCAAGAACACCAGAUAAUAAGAAGAUACUAUCUUAAUCAUGAUGAAGGCUUUAUUUCUUGUGUCUUUUGGAAAAACCUAUACUUUAUCACUGGGACUGAUAUUGUCAAAUGCAUCACCUACAGAUUCAAACAAUUUGGCAGAGAUAUAAUCGACAGAAAAAAAUUCGAAGAAGGUAUCUUUUCUGAUCUAAGAAAUCUCAAAUGUGGUAACGAUGCUGUCCUAGAACCACCAAAGUCUGAAUUCUUGCAGUUUCUACAUAAGAAUAAUUGCCUCAGAACUCAAAAGAAACAAAAGGUAUUUUUUUGGUUCAGUGUUCCUCACGAUAAAUUAUUUUCUGAUGCAUUAGAAAGAGAUUUAAAAAGGGAA